GUUUGGUAUUUCAUAAAGUAUGUUGACCACAGUGCUUGAAUGAUGAGUAGUUAUAAAUGACCUACUAGGGUGGAGCUUUCCAUUUUACUUUGAAGGUCUUCACAGGCAGCUGUCUCUCCUUGCUCUGAUGCCAGAUUGUGAGCUUGAGUCCAAAGCAGUAACCAGGGGGACUCAGGCUCCUGUAGAUUACAUCCAGCCAGGGGAAAUGGAUCAGUACGAAACAACUUCUGAGAAAGAUAAAAUAAACCGUCUUUCGGUUGUGUCUGAAGAUGAGGAAGACCAUGAAUCUGCAUUGACUAUUGUUACAGUUCUUGACAAAGUUGCCAACAUGGUGGAAACUGUCCAGGCUAGUCAGAAAAGAAUUGAGGAACGUCACAGAGAAAUGGAGAACACAAUCAAGACUAUACAGAUUGACCUUCUAAAGCUUGCUCAAGCUCAUGAUAACACCAGCUACACAGUAACCAAGCUGCUGGAAAAGACUCGUAAAGUAAGCUCUAAUGUGAAAGAUGUAAGGUCUCGAGUCGAUAAACAAAGCGAUCAGGUUAACAAAGUGGAAUCAAAACAAGAAGAGAUGCUGAGGAAGAAUAAGUUCCGCGUUGUUAUUUUUCAGGUAAUAACACUAAUGUGAAUAUGUAUACAAUUAUUUUUCAUAAACACAACACAAAACACAAUAAUGUGAAAAUAUAGGUUAGCAGAAAUGCGUGUGUGUUUAUUUAUUGAUUUAGCACCUGGCAAACCUGUGAAUCCCAAUUAGCAAAGCCUUAAAUAUAAACAGUACCAAAAAUAUUUGGUCUUCAUUUUAAAAACUUCUAAACAGACUUCCACCAACACAUAUUCAGGAUUUUGUUUCUUUUACCCAAAUAUGAUUUUCCCUUUCAUUAAUAUGUGUCAAAUAUAAAUCCACUAAUACUUGACUUUUUUCUUGUUGAAUGGCUCUUGCAUUUAUGUUACUGUUUCUUUCAUCAUAAUUUGUGUGCUUUUUCUCUUUGAAACGGUUUAAUUAUUAUCGAAGACAAGAGUAAAAGUACCAUAUAAUUAUUGUUUUUUAAAUUAUUUUUAAAGCUAUAACAAAUAUAUCAAAUAUUGCCAAACAGAGGAGAGAAGACUAAUGAAUAAAAUGUUAUAACAGUUAAAAAAUAUAAUAUGGUCCAUACCUGACAUACUAGUAAGGUACCAUAGCUGCUGUAUAGGAUGCAGCAAAAUAAGGUACUAGAUUGGCUUUGAUACUUUCUUCCUCUUUUGGUCUUUGAAAGAAGCCCUGCACAUUUUCCUUUCCAGCCUUCACAUGCCCAGCAUAUUUAUAUCAUGUGUGUCCUAGUUUGUGAUAUUUCUAAUUAAGGCCUUGAUUUAAUAUUUUUGGAUACGCUGGAUAAGCUUUUUAAAUUAGUUCACAUUUUUUAAGAUAAUAAAAUAGAUCAAUGUAUUAAAAAAAAUUGAAAGAAUUAAAUAUUUUUUAAAAAUUAAAAAUAUUGAAUCGUUUAAAAAGCUUAUCCAAAGAUAUUAAAAUCGAGGACAAAGUCUCUUAAUGUAUAUUUUUAAGGGACGUGUUCUAAUAACUAAUGAUAUGUGCAUAGGUGGAGUGUGGUGUGAUUAUGUAUUUAUUCAUUUAUUUAUUUUUGCAUGUUAGGUGUAAUUUCCUAACUUUUCUGUGACAUCCCAUUGUGCAAUCUAUGGCCAAAUUUCUGUAGACAGGCUCUGCCUAAGUGAUUUUUACUAAUUGGAUUUUUUUUUUCAUUUUAUUUUAAAUACCACCACUAAGCAGAAUUUUAAAUAUUGAUUAUAAUGUAGAACCAGUAAAUUAAAAUUACUCAAUAUACAUUCUCCUUAUGUUUACCUUAAAUAUAUACCUGCCAAAUGGUUCGUUGUCCCUUUAAGGCUAUACUUUAUGAAGAUGAAAGGGAAGCAGUAGUCAUUAAGAUGCACAAAAUCCUAUGCACACAAACAAUUAUCUUGUUGGAAUUUGAAUCCCGUCAUUGUGUUAGCUACUAAGCAGCCUUUUUCCAAUCAGCAUUUAAGUGCAUUAUGUUUAAUUGUUUCCUUGGCUGCUGCACAGACUGCAUAACAUAUUUACACUAAUUUUCCCCUUUGUUACAUUGAUCUCAGUUCAAUUCCAUGUGCCUGUUUUGGCUGUAAUUAUAUUGGCUAAUGCUGCAGACCAUGCAGUCUAUUACAAACAGGGGUGAAUUUCGUAAGCAGGAAUAGUAAUAGAAAAUGCUAACCAGUCAGUUCUAUUUGUUGCCACCGUGUAUGCCAAUAUGUAGAAUUAGACCGAGCAAACGUGUGACUGACACAUACUCUGUUAAUAUUCUAGUAGAAUUAUUUUUAAUAUCAGCUUUGCUAUGUAUAUAUUAGUGAUAGGAAGCAUGGCAGCUGAAACUUAUCUACAUGCCAGUCCUAGCAAGAUAUUAGUUUUAUUGUCUGACAAAUGGUUAAUGUAUGCAGGGAUUGUACAAUGCUUGAGUUUAAUUAAUUAAAUCUUUCUCUAGACAUAAAUUAGGAGAAUAGUGAGAUAAUGGAAAAUGUAAGUUAAACUUGGUCUAUAAGGGGCUAGUCAGAAGGAACAUAGAACUUUGUUAUAAUUAUGAACCAUCACGAGAAAAAUGCACGAGGGCUUUAUUAAUUAAAUAAUUAAUUGUUAAGAAACCAAAUUGCUAAAUAUAGGCAAAAUAGCUGAAUUAUUAGAUUGUGUUUUUACAUUUCCAAUGAAGAAGGAUAACACUGAAAUAAAUUGCGCAUCUGUACUUUUCCCUUCUGUUGAAUGUUGUGAUUUUGCAACACAUGAGUUAAAGCAGCAUUGUUACCCUCCUCACCAUCACCCCCUCAAAAAAUAUUUAAUGGAUAGAAUCUUUAUUAAAUACUUUUGACUGUGUUGUAAUUUUACUGAAAUUCCAAUUUAGUCAAUAGAUAUACAGAGACAAAGUGAGGACUACUUUGUCUUUGUAUUUCUCCUCCUCCUGACUUUCUUAGACUCAAGGUGGAGUUUAAGAGUCAAUCCCGACAGAUGUCACCAGUGCUGGCUGCAGGGAAUUGGCAGUGUCUAUGCAGGAUUCCGCCAGGAGUCUAUUGUGAGAUAGUACAAGUUAUAAGACAGCUUAAAGGGGCUUUCCAUUAUAGCCUUACCUUCAGAAGCAUUCCAUUCUUAUUAGUAGUAGGCACACAGAGUUUCUAUGUGUGCUGCUGUAUUGUGGGGUAUUAUGGGAGCUUUUUAAGAGUUUUUCAGGAUAUUCUUUAGAUUGGGUAGGUACAUAUCUUUAGUAGAUAUUGAUAUAGGAAUAAGUACUCUUAGGGUUUUGAUUAUGUGUGUUAUGGUUUGAAGCCAUCCUAUUUUCACCUUCCCUUUUACUCAAGCCUACUCACUCCUGUACCUAUCAAUAAUUAAUCUCUAAACAUUAGAGGUUAUUCUGGUUGGCCUUACCAUUACACCCACUUUACCUUCACUCAUACGGUGUACAGAAACCUAUUACUAGAUUGGUUCCCUCUCUUCACCUGUGUCCGCUCCCCCUUAAUCUCUAGCUUACAAAACUUAUUUACUCUGUGUAUGCAUUCAUUAUGUGAGUGCUAUAAAGGAUAUUUUUAAUGCCCUUAGUUCCAGACAAUAUAUGAUAAUUUAAUUCAUCUGUGGUAUCCCUAUGUUUUUUUGGUCCUCCCUCUAAUAAAGACCAUUUUGUAUUGAUUUAUCAUUAUUGUAUCCAUUACAUCUAUGACCCCAGUAUAGCGCUCAAUGCUAGGGAUAUUUCCAUCACUUGGGCUAUGUACUCCUUUCCUUCAGUGUUCUUCUUUUUUUUAAAAAUAAAGAAAAUUCCCUUAUUCGCUACAAAUCUACAAUUUCAGCCAUGACGAGAAAUUUGGAAUGCUAAGUAAAUUGUGACCCUCCCACUGUUCGUAGUAAGCUUGUGAGUAUAUUCCACAAAUCCCUGCUCAGCAGAAGUUUAUACGAUAAGAAUUUUAGCACUUGGCAGCAGUUUCCAUUCAUGAAAUGAUCUUCAGUUUGAUUACUGAAACAGUGCAAUAAAUAAAGUACUAACAUUUGUUUGUUUGUAUUUGCAGGAGGACAUUGAAUGUCCAACAAGGCUAACUGUUGCCAAAGAUACAGCAUUGGAUGGUCACCUUAGAGAAAAAUUAUACCCAGAUGACCUUUCUUCUGAUGAGGAAUACAGCGUGCAAGAAAGCAGGACUACACGACUAAAGAAAUCAGGGAUGCAGCGUAUUGACAACAUUAAGAAGGCAUUUUCAAAAGAAAGCAUGCAAAAAACAAGGCAAAAUUUUGGGAAAAAAGUAAGUAAGAUCCGCACAAGGAUUGUAACUCCUGAAAGAAGAGAGAGAAUCAGGCAGUCAGGGGAGAGACUGAAGCAGUCUGGAGAGAGGUUCAAGCAAUCAAUCGCUAAGGCAGCUCCCAAGAAAGACACAUUCAAGAUCAAAAAGAAGGAGAAACAGAGGACCACAGCAGAAGGCCAAGAAGGCAGUAAAGACGAGGAUGUUGAUUCUGCUUCUGAAAAUAUCACUGUUGAACCCAUCUCAGAAGUUACCUAUACUGAGGUUGUGACUGUGAAGAAGAAGAAGAAAAAGAAUGGGGAAAAAGCUGAUCUGCUUCCCCAAGAUGAAGAAAGACCCAAUUCAAGCUUAGAUACACCUCUCCUGAAAUUGGAAACAAAGUUAGAUACCGAUGAAACUCCCCUUGUGGACAUCAAACUGUCAUCAUAAGGAAAACAUGCUACCAUCACUGCCCUUACGUCUUGGGCUCAAGCAGUGACCUUUGGUUUGUGGCUAAUAUUGGUAAUUACCCUCAAUUUCCAUCAUCAUUUUGUAGUCACAAUAACUAUUAGCUUAAGUAAAUACUAAAAUAGAAACCGAGAGAAGAAUUUGAAAAGAAAUAGAAUGUGUUCACCCAUUAUAAUCCUCGCAAUUUAGAAAAGGAAGGAGACCUCUUUCUUCCUAAUGUGUAACAAGGGACCCAACACUGAACAUUUAUCACUAGACACAAUACGAAGGAGAAUGUAAAAUAAUAAUAAUGUACAGUAUAUGUUUAUUCAGAUUAACGCAAAUCAAAUGUCUCAUCGAUAUUAAAAAAUAAAUAUAUGAAAGCUAAUGGAUGUGUCAAAUCAAUAAUAGAUUUAAAGGCACUUGAAAUACUAUUCUUUGUAUUGAAUUCUCUAUUGGUUGUGUUAGCAUGUUGAGGGCGGUCUUAAUGAAGAUUGGCUAAAAGUAAAUCAGUAAGUGACAUAGGUGGUAAAAUAUUUAUAAUAAAUUAAGUAUAGAUCACUUUGUGUAGAAUAUGCAGUAGUGGUCUGAAAUCAGGAAUACAGUGAUCCAUGAAAACACAAAAAUAUUUUAUGAGCUAAACAUUGAAUUAUGGUGAUUUGGAAACUGGAGAGCUACAAGACUUGUGCAAAAAUGUAUUUAAAGCGGUUUAUUUGCAUUUUAAUCCAUACCUGAACAAACAGACCCUUCCGGAAUUUACCUGUGGUGUCAUAUUCAAUGAACAAGACUUGACAGGUAAUUAUCAGAUAUAUUGAUUAUUUCACAUGUGGAAUAAAAGGAAUUUGAUUCUGAUAACCCGCUCCAAACAAAUUUGUGCACAAGUCUAUUUGCUGCUUUAAGGAAAAAGUAGCCCAUUUGGAAAAACUUUCCAAUUUUAGCCUGGAUUUUGUAAUUCCAGUUUCAUUUAAUUUCAAUUCAUUGUUUAGCAAAUUUAGACUAUAUGUUGGUAUGUGUGAUGUUAUAAUUAAAUAUAUAAUUAGAGUUGCAAGCUUGAAGUUUAGACAGCAUUACCCCAAGAUUUUGGUAAAAAUAUAUGUAUAAAACAAUCAAUAAUUUUGUUAAGGGUGUGAUCUUCAGUGUUUUCUUUGUGGAUGGAGUGAAAUAUCUAUAUUUUUUUUCUGGAAAGUUUUAAAUAUUAGAAAUUACGUCUGAUGGCUAAAUGCUUAAAUUAUUACAUUGUACGAGUUCUGUAUUAUAUGUUGGCAGAAUACUUGCAUCGAAUAUAUAGAUUUUACCACAGUUCUUUUCUAGUGAGAUAAAUGUUUUUUAUGUCUGUAAUUCUGUGGAAUAAUCUUAUAACUUGUUUAGUACAUAGGUCUGACUAGCUAUGGAAACAAGUAGGGUUAUUAACCAAAGUGAGAGCUACCGUAUAUACUCGAGUAUAAGUCAACCCAAAUAUAAGUGGAGACCCUUAAUUUUACCCCAAUAAACUGAGAAAACUUAUUGACUUGAGUAUAAGACUAGGGUGGGAACUGCAGCAGCUACUGGUAAAUUUCUAAAUAAAAUUAUAUCCCCCAAAAAUUAUAUUAAUUGAAUAUUUAUUUACAGUGUGUGUAUAUAAUGAAUGCAGUGUGUGUGUGUGUGUA
Molecule: messenger RNA, 6344 nt
Organism: Pelobates cultripes (western spadefoot toad)
Lineage: Eukaryota; Metazoa; Chordata; Amphibia; Anura; Pelobatidae
Source: the annotation of a GenBank genome assembly